This is a messenger RNA of Ostertagia ostertagi, 282 nucleotides long. NCBI's taxonomy places the organism in Eukaryota, Metazoa, Nematoda, Chromadorea, Rhabditida, Trichostrongylidae. The record is from the annotation of a GenBank genome assembly.
UUUGAUCCUGCUACGAACCAGUGGUCGGAUGACGUUGCUCCAACCAUUCAAACACACUACUCAUGUGGUGUGGCUGUACUUGACGGUUCUAUUUACGUAGUGGGUGGAACUAGCACUGUUGAUUGUAUGUCGGCUGUUGAACGGUAUGACGUUCGACGAAACGAAUGGUUCUUUGUGGGACACAUGCGGGAAUCUAGAGCAGGGGUUGCUGUUGCCGUGCUUGAUGGUUGUUUAUACGCCCUCGGAGGACAUGAUGAAGGAUUACAAUGGAAUACUGUAGAG